AAUACCGACCGGAAGUGUCAUCUGUCCGGAACUGUCCGUUCAUUUCAGGCUCCGUGCAACUUGUUAUUAGACAGCAAAUCAUUACCCCCUCUUUGAAUACUGCUCACUUUAACCCAACUCGUAGUUUUUCUACCACAUGCCUUAGUUGAGUGAUCCAAUAAUGCUCACGGUUUUAUUCUUCUUCCUCCCCGUGUUGUUAUAACAAGCCCACCUGUCAAAUCGAGCUAGCCAGUUAGCUAGCUUGUUGUAUCUAGCCAGUGUGCCGUUAAAGCAGGUGGGCGAGGUUUGUUUUUUGUUUUCAUGCUGGCCACAUAACGUUGGGACAAGGAUCAUCGAUGGCAACUCGGCAACCCUUCACAGACACGGACACUUCGGAUGAGGCAGUGAGGGCGACCUGCGACGAUGCAACCACAUGCAAAAGGUUUGCCACCAGUAAAAGCUACUGGAAGGACCCUUAUAUCCAGUAUUUUGCACGAUCUGUAGGGGAGCGGAAGGCACCUGAAAUCAACAGAGGUUACUAUGCCCGUGUAAGAGGGGUUAACCAUCUUCUCGAUGCAUUUAUAAGGAAGGCAGAGUGCGACUGUCAAGUAAUCAACGUGGGUGCUGGACUGGAUACAACAUUUUGGAGACUAAAGGAUGAAAACCUCCUGCCACGGAAGUUCUUUGAAGUUGACUUUCCAGCAGUUGUGGCCAGGAAAAUACACAAUAUUAAGACAAAACCGCCGCUCUCCAAACCCCUCAUUGAAACCCACUCCACUGACUCCUUGCUCUUAGAUGCCCACAGCCUCGACUCGGACCGUUUCUGUAUCAUCGGGGCAGACCUCAGAGACAUCUCUAAUUUAGAUGAAAAACUGAAGAAGUUCCAGCUUAAUCCAGAAUUACCCACAUUGCUCAUGUCAGAGUGUGUGCUGGUCUACAUGACGCCCUCACAGUCCUCCAAUCUAGUUCGCUGGGCAGCAGAAACCUUCCACACUGCCAUGUUCAUCAAUUACGAACAGGUGAACAUGAGCGAUCGAUUUGGCCAGGUGAUGAUUGAGAACCUGCAGCGUCGCCAGUGCACCCUGGCAGGAGUGGAGAUCUGCCAGUCUCUGGAUUCUCAGAAGGAGCGGUUUCUGAAGACAGGCUGGGAGCAUGCCGAUGCUCUGGACAUGAUGACGGUCUACAGCAUGCUGCCCCAGGAUGAUGUGGCAAGAAUUGAGCGUCUGGAGUUCCUGGACGAGCGGGAGCUGUUGCAACAACUUCUUCAACACUACAGCAUCUGCUGGGCCACAAAAGAUAAACUCAACCUGGGUCUGUCUCAGUUGGCAUUUUGAUUGUGAGCCUGUGCCGCUGUUGGACACGCUUUACAUAAGAGUAGGCCAAAAUCAACAACAGGAGGAGAUGCGUAAAGGGAGACUACGGGAAAAGAGGAAGCACUUAUCCUACAUCAAGCCCUCAUCCGGGAGCUGUUCCGGUGUCAAAACUCAACGAUCAGCAGAAUGUGAAUUCAAGAGUGUCAGUUGUGAGCCAGCAUCACUGAGAUGAGACGUGAUAUGGCUGAGAGCUGUGAAGACGUUUGUCACUACACUGGCACUGAAUUACCACCUGUAAUGCAAGUUUGUUUUCUUAGUUUGCCUUCAGACAUAUUUUGUAAUUCUGUGACGACGCAAUCGCUUAAGAACUGUGUUGGAAAUUAAUGAGUGUGCGAAGUUUGAAGAAUUUCAGAUGUCAUUUAUUUGUCCUUGUCUGGUUUUAUGUGCCAUUUUAAUUUUAUUUAUUAAUCAGUUGUACCUCCUAGAUUCUUUUUCUUACAAAAACCUGUAUGCAUGUCAUAGAAAUAGUGUCGAACUAGAGUGCGUUACCAGCAACUUCUAGUUAAUUUACAGUUGCCCUUAAAGGGUAACUCCGGCAAUUUUACACAUCAGAAUGUUUGAACUGUACUUUGUUUGUAGCUUUUGGGGAGUACUACUGCAUAUGUGGAAAAAAUAGUAGUAUAAAGUCUCCAGAGAAAGCUGCAUUUAAUUGCAUAAACUUCCUCUGGUGAUUUCACCCUUGGGCGAGGUUGCAUUAUGGGUAAUGUAGGCAUCAGGUUCUAAAAAUGGGAGAAGAAUGUGUGAGAGAUGAGAGAUUAGUAUAUAAAACCUGCUGCCCACAUUACCCACAAUGCAAUGUAUCCACUGACUGUCAUCGUUGGAAGAAAUGUGUCAGAUCACAAGCAGCUCCUUCUGGAGCCACAGAAGGCUUUAUACUACUUUCUUUUCAUGUAUACAGUAAUACUCCCCAACACCUGUAAACACACUUGAAUGUGUAAAAGUGGUGGAGUUAGCCUUUAAAAUAGCUUCUAUUCUUGAUCUUACCUUUAAAACAGCAGAGAGGACAUGACUGACUAGUUUGUGAUAGAUUAUAUUUGAUUAAUGCUGAUCAAGUGCAGUUGAAUAAAGAAUACCUUUUGCUUAAAA
Molecule: messenger RNA, 2438 nt
Organism: Acanthopagrus latus (yellowfin seabream)
Lineage: Eukaryota; Metazoa; Chordata; Actinopteri; Spariformes; Sparidae
Gene: lcmt1
Product: leucine carboxyl methyltransferase 1
Exons: 11
Coding region: 336-1313 (325 amino acids)
Biological process (GO): C-terminal protein methylation
Cellular component (GO): cytosol
Molecular function (GO): protein C-terminal leucine carboxyl O-methyltransferase activity
Source: RefSeq, a predicted model, not a curated record